AUGUUUUCAAGAGCCAUAAUAAGAAACUCCAAACAAGUGUUUAGAUUACAAUCCUUGAACACACUUAAGCCAUCGAAUAUUGGUUUGCUUACGCAGGCCCCGCUUUGCAACAUAUCUCCACUAUCAACACCACAACAGCAACAGCAACAGCACAAAAGAUUAUACCAUGAAAAAGUUAUAGACCACUAUGAGAAUCCAAGAAAUGUAGGAACAUUAAACAAGAAUGAUACAGAUGUAGGUACAGGUCUCGUUGGCGCGCCGGCAUGUGGUGAUGUGAUGAGAUUGCAAAUAAAAGUUGAUGAGAAAACGGGCAAGAUUGAAGACGUCAAAUUCAAGACAUUUGGUUGUGGUUCUGCUAUUGCCAGCAGUUCAUAUGCUACAGAACUAGUUAAGGGUAAAACUUUGGAUGAGGCUCUUGCCAUCAAAAACACUUUUAUAGCCCAGGAAUUAAGUCUACCACCUGUUAAACUACACUGUUCUAUGUUGGCUGAAGAUGCAAUCAAAUCAGCUGUAAGGGAUUAUAGAUCAAAAAGAAGCAUUAAAAAACCUACUUUGGGACCAGAGGCAGUUGCAUCUGAGCCUGCCGUUGCCGCAACCGCUUAA
This is a messenger RNA of Lodderomyces oxycetoniae, 603 nucleotides long. It is a transcript of the gene ISU1, whose product is annotated as iron-binding protein. Gene Ontology annotation, molecular function: ferrous iron binding; 2 iron, 2 sulfur cluster binding. NCBI's taxonomy places the organism in Eukaryota, Fungi, Ascomycota, Pichiomycetes, Serinales, Debaryomycetaceae. The record is from RefSeq and is a predicted model, not a curated record. Bases 1 to 603 code for a protein of 200 amino acids. Gene Ontology annotation, biological process: iron-sulfur cluster assembly; intracellular iron ion homeostasis. Gene Ontology annotation, cellular component: mitochondrial matrix; cytoplasm. The transcript has a single exon.